UAUUGAGUACUAUUUUAAAAAGUUAUUUCACACAUUCCCAAUUGCAGUGUCUCCAUCAUUACAUUGCGCAGUCAAUAUGGGAGUUAUUUUAGAUGCGUCCCUCAGUUUCACUAAGUGGCAAUUUAAAAAGACGAAGGAGUUUGUCAUGGAUCUGGCUAGAAGCAUUGAUUUGGAGUCAGGCGCUUCACAGUUUGGUCUUAUUACCUUCAACGAAAAGGCGAAGUUGGAAUUGGCCUUUGAUUUGAGUCGUGGAGGAAAGCAAAAGCUCUCUUACAUUGGUCAGAAACUCGACGGCGUGGAACUGAAAUGGAAAUCAAGAUUGGACUUGGCUCUCAAGAUGGCUAACAACGGUUUAUUCACCUGGAAAGUGAACAAGGAUGGUAGAGACAAAGUGUUGAUUAUUUUGGGUGAUGGAAGAUAUAAGUCGAAGGUCUACGAUUACGAGCCUUACGUGAAAGAAUUAGAGGAAAAAGGGGUGAAGAUACUUGCUGUUGGAGUCGGAUGGCCGAACAAUCCAGUAGAGAAAGUGGUUUUCCUUCAAAUUUUGUCAAACAACAACAAAAGGCUUUUCGAGGUCAAUGAAUUAAAAAAGCUGCCCAGUCUCUUACCGGCUGUAGUACGUGAGAGUUGCAAAGGCUCGAGCAGUGCCGGCUGAUAAGACUUAUCAGUAGAUUUGUGCAGGGGUUUAGAGGACAAAAGUACCUCGCUGCUAUUGGGUAUACGAAUUUUUGGGAUGACAAAUAAUCAGUUGAACAUUUCAAACCUAUAUGUAGCCUCAAGAUAAUAAAGUAUGAGA
Pocillopora damicornis (cauliflower coral) is the source of this 796-nucleotide messenger RNA. RefSeq names its product von Willebrand factor A domain-containing protein 2-like. The record is from RefSeq and is a predicted model, not a curated record. NCBI's taxonomy places the organism in Eukaryota, Metazoa, Cnidaria, Anthozoa, Scleractinia, Pocilloporidae.